This is a messenger RNA of Protopterus annectens (West African lungfish), 7524 nucleotides long. RefSeq names its product A-kinase anchoring protein 11 (gene AKAP11). Gene Ontology annotation, cellular component: cytoplasm. Gene Ontology annotation, molecular function: protein kinase A binding. The transcript is spliced from 12 exons. The coding region runs from base 802 to 6723 and encodes 1973 amino acids. The record is from RefSeq and is a predicted model, not a curated record. Gene Ontology annotation, biological process: intracellular protein localization. NCBI's taxonomy places the organism in Eukaryota, Metazoa, Chordata, Ceratodontiformes, Protopteridae.
UUUCACAAUAGAACCUCUUCUUUUACUAGUCUGUAAACCCUAUAGGGAUUUUUUUGUAUAGGCUUACUUCAUUUAUUAAAUAAGAUAUGUUCUCAUAUCCAACUCUGAUUUUAGGAUGAAAUCUUUUCGGGCAAAUGCAUAGCAGUUGAGAACUAUAUUUAUUGAAUGUAAUCCAUCUGGAACACAUUUUUGAGCCACAGUUGGGACAGCCCUAAAAAGAGGAACAGUUGACAGCUACAUCAGUCACCAAUUCAUGCCAGUAUUAGUCCACACAACACCUCCUGGAUAAAUGUUUUUUCAGUAAACGCCAACCCACGAUAGUCGAUUACGUAACCUACACCAAGACAGACAAAUUGCGGUAAGCUAGUACGCAGGCGUAAAGAGCACUGUAUGGAAUUCUGUUGGACUUUUGGCUUCUGCGUUCGAUGUAGCAGUACUGAUGUGUCUUUGCGUCUGGGUUCGAUUGCUACCCUAUGGAAUAUCAGGCGGACGGUAGGGAGGUCCGAUUCUGUGGCUUCCAAUGAUUCAUAGUGAGCCUCACAAAUGUCGAAUGAAAGUAGUAUUAACUGAGAACAUGCUGCACUCAGAGUACAGCAUCUCGAGGAAACAAUAAUGUAGGGUUUUUUCCUACCUCUCUUAAUUUCCUUUUUGAGGCGACCUGCAUUUUUUCCUGUUUCAGCUGAGGCCCGAGGCAGAAUGGAUGUUGCCACAGAGGAUUUUAUCAGCUGAGCACCCACUUCACAAUUGAUGUGAUUGAUCACACGUUUACUGUUCUACUUAGACCACUAAUAUUGUCAAGUCAUGGAUACUACUAAAAGAACAAGACUAAGCCAGCGGUGUAACAGAGUGUCUGUAAAUAAAGAGGUAAUUACUGACAGUUUACUUCACUCUGUGAAGUUAUUUUUGCAAAGCAGGAAAGAAUUAUGCAACAUUACAGUGGGAGAAUACCAGGAGACAUCUGAUGCAGAGUACCUGGCAGAGGCCACAUUUGUAGGCUUUACUGAAGGACCAGAUACUACCAAAGCUCAGGGUCUUGUUGCUGUGUCUGCAGAACUCUUAGAACUUCUGGAUUCUCUGCAGGUUUACACUGUUAAAGAUAAUGAAGUUAUUUUCCUUAGGACAAUAAAAAGUGUCACAGAAUCCAUGGAACAGGUAAAACAUGAGACUUCCUUGCCAGGCUUGGUUUGUGUGAUGAGACUGUCCCCCACAUUUCCAAAUAUCAGGGAUGGAUCUUUGUUUAACCUUCUCAGUAAAUAUACUGCUGCUGUACAUUACUCUGUGGAUACCUACUCUGUGCAGGAGUGUGAUGGAGAUAGAUGUCACACUGAAGAAGAUGACACUAAUCAGUCAGUUUCUUCCAUUGAAGAUGAUUUUGUUACAGCACUUGAACAUUUAGAGGAGGAAUCACUAUUGGUACCAGGGGUUGAUUGCUGUACUCCUAAGAAGCAGCGUGACGUAGCAUCACAGACCUUCCCUUCUCACACUUUGGAUACAUUUCAGUCUCAGAUCUCUCUGCGUUUAAAAUCACCUGGCAGGUCUGUAUCAUCUGUUAAUACUCCAGGAUUGCAACAGCCAUUGUCACAUAUUAAAAAUUCAGUGACAACAUCCAUCUCUGGCCCUGGAAGAUUGAGAACAUUUUAUUGGCCACGCGAUACAACAGUGCAGAAAGUUAAUAAAACACUAAAGCCAGUUUUGUCAACAUCUCCAGCUGAGUCCACAGAAUCAGAGUGUUCAAGUCCAAGUCCCGUGAUAUUCCUUGAUGAAGAAGGCUAUCAGAAGAGUUUGAAGGCAAAACUGGAAAUCCCAACAAUUCCUGUGUUUAAAGAUGGCAUUGAGGAUUCAGACUCUGAAUUAAGUGAAUUUUUUGAUAGCUUUGAUCAAUUUGAUGAUCUUGACCAAACUCUUGAAAGCACAUGCACAUUAGUAAAGGAGUCUAGUGCAGGAAGUCAGUUACAGAAAAGAAAAUUUGCACAGGUUUCGUUAACCAGUUCCACAAGUGCUGCUAUGAACCCACAUAAGUUUGAACACUCAGUCCUUCCAGCAAAUGUAAGAAAGCCUACACCUCGCAAACCUGAAUCUCCAUAUAGCAGCGUUUCUGAUGUUCCAGAUUCACCACGUCUUGUUAAAACUGCUGGGGAGGACAGUGGUGCUCUGUUUAGCCCAAUCAGAUCUUCAGCAUUCAGUCCAAUGAACAGUUGUACUGCAGAAUGCCCAUGCAAAUUGGUUACUGGUACAGAUCGCACCAGGACUCAGGGUGUGCAUUUUGAAACUGGUUCCAGUUGUGAAAAGCAUGCUUCAAUUGAUGUACUGGGUAGUGUUUUUAAUUUUCAAACACCCACAGAUGAAAAAAUUGGUGAGAGCAUAUCUUACAUAUACCCACUCAACUCUACAGAAGGCAAGCAAACUGUAAAACAGUUUUGUAGUUUUAGUCCCACAGCAAAGGAGAUUGUAGCAAAGAAAUCAAGAGAGAGAUCUCCAGUGAUAAAGGAUGGCAUUCAGAGGUUUGCUGCUGAUUUGGUUGAAAAAAGUUUUGGAGGUGCGUUCAGAGAUCUGCAGAAAGGGGUGUCUUCAUGCACCAAUGCUCUGUGCCAUUUGGCUGCUAGACUGACUUCUUCAGUCUUUCAGAUGGCCUUCCAUGAAAUAGAAAUAAAGCAAGCGUUUUUAUUGAAAAAAAGAGCCAUCAGUGGUUUGGCAAACUUUUUGGUUAGUGAUGCAAUGGCUAGUGCUUUGAAAGAACUCCAGUUUGUAAAGAAGCAAAUUUUCAAUAAUACAGUUACAAGAUUUGCUGCAGAACUGGCUGAGGAGCUUGUUUUUGAAGGAGUUAUGGAAGUAUGUCAGUUUUCACAUCCACCAACACCAGCAGCCACAAAUGAUUGGCUCUUUGAUUAUCAAGCAAAUGUAGUUGGAUUGUAUGCUAAAGAUCUUUCGGAGUCAGUGAUACAAGAAGCAUUUAUUCAUUUAUCUCAGGUGGAUGUUACUUUUACAACACAAGCUGCAAUUAGUGUGUCUUCAGAUAACAUUAAGUAUGUUGGUACUGGAAUUACAACACAGGGCACACAAAAUGCUAGUACUCAGGAAGGAAUUCUAAAUACUGUAAUCUCAAAGCCACUGUUAAUUAAAGACUAUAGUAUGCCAAAGGCUUUGUUGUAUGUGUCUGGCAUUGCAAGUUCUAUAUUAGUACCUGCAGCUGGAAAGGCUCUGUCACAGAGCCAGGCUUUGUGUGAAUUAAUUUGGAGAAAUCCAGUAACAUGUGAGAGUGAGGGAGCUGGACCAAAGAUGUGUAGAGAUUAUGGAUACAAGACUUAUUCAGCAAACAUGAAAGGUGACAUAGCUAACAUAAAACCGGUUGACUUGCCUCCUGCAGAACACAGAUUUGCUGACAGUAAGCCAUCUUUUUGUAGCUUAAGCUUAUUUAACAGUGAAAACAAAUGUAACAUUACGUCAGAAGUAACUAAUGGGCAUACCAGUAUGCAGAAUUUCUGUGGAGCCAUGGUAGAUAUGAUUGUAAAUGAAGCUUAUGAAUUAAUGACCUCAUCAAAGGUCAGAAAAGCAGUCAGUGAAUAUGCUGAUUGUUUGUCAGAAAAUAUUGUGGAUAAAACACCUGUCCACAUGGUGCCACCUAAUAAACUAUCACCAAAGAACCAUCAUGCAAGUGAGGAAGCUGUGACUACUGCAAAGUUUCCCUUAGACAAAGUAAAACCAUUAGAUUUUAGUACACUUGAAAAUGAGGGUAAGAUCUCUGAAUGCAGUUUGAAAGUAGGCAGAACUAGAUGCGAAUUACACUGCAGUAGAAACAAACAAGGUUUGGAGUUUAAGAAAGUAGGAGUUGAACAAAGUGCAAUAGAUGCUUGUAGUCAUCAGCUUUACUGUAAAUUCUCUGAUGAGCAAAACACAGCAUUUUUUUCAUGUGAGCCAUCAGAAAGCAAAAAGGAGUUUCUUUGUAAUUGUUUGCCUGUACAUCCCCACAGUAUGGCAGGCAGAUCUUAUGUUAAUAUUGAUGAAGGGGUUUCCUGGAGGUCUGAGCCUUUUAAUAUGGGAAAACCUAUGAACAGAUCACUUCAGAAUGAUCAAAUUGGACUGGUUUCCCAAGAUUCAAGUAAACAUGCUUUUGAAGUCAUAAUUGUUGGACAAGGGAUCAACAGGUCAGAUGGCAGUACUUCUUUAUCUGAGUUUAUUAGCCCUGAGCUUGAAGUGCCUGCAUUACCUUUUGAAUAUGGUGAAAUUGGUAGCAAGAUUACCAGUGUGCCACCUGGUACUCCUCCUCCAACCCCCAUGCAGCCACAACAAAUUAAUCCUAAUAAGAAAUUAAAAAGUCUAACCAAGAAGCUAAAAGGAGAGUUAGCAAAGGAGUUUCUACCAGCUACACCACCACCCACACCACGUAACCCAUCUGUUACUUGUUUAUCUGAAGUUGCACAAAACUCCACAGAAAAGGAGGAUUUCCUAGUGAAACUUAUGAGAUCUCUGUCUGAGGAGGUCGAUAGCAGUGAGGAGGAAGAAACUAAUGAAGCACUUGGUAGGGAGACCAAAUACAACCCCAAAACUUUAUGGUAUGCCGAUCACUUAGCUAGUCACGUAACUUCUGUUGCAACUGAAAUGGCAGCUUUUUGGUUGGAUGACAGAAGACUUGAAGGGGAAUGUGAUAAAUCUUCUCCAUUUCUCACCAUGUUAAAUGCAAAUAAUGGAUACACUGCUUUAGUGGGGAAGCUUUCAGAACACUCUCUAAAGUCUUUAUGGAGUUAUGCAAGCAAUAUAACCAGUGGUGUUUUGAGCGAUGUUAAAAAAGUUAUUAGUUCAAAUCAUAAAAAAAUGAAAAUCAGAAGGAUGAAUAACUGGCACACAAGUUACUGCGACCUCGGACGAGAUUGCAAAGAUAACAAAGUAAGGGACAGGCUUAGUGGUAUGGCAGAGCAGUGGUCCAGAGAUGUUCUGAGAAAUGCACUUUUGCUACCCCAUAGUAGUAACAUGAGUGGGCUGAUGUCCAAAUAUCCAAGCUGUGAAAGUGUGACAGAUGAAUAUGCAGAACAUAUCAUUAAAGUUUUAAAAAAAGAGGGUGGUAACAGUGAUCUAAUAAUGGAACAGUAUGCAAGCAGACUAGCUUACAAAUCAGUAAAGUCUGGAUUGCAGCAAGCUGCCAGAAGAAUUAAACAGAGGUAUCAAAGAAGACUUUUGUCUUCAUGUAAGACACAAGUAGAUGGUGCACAUGAAUUAUUUCCAUUUUUGAGCAAGGAACAGAACGAAGAUAAGUAUUUAAGAAACAGCAGCAACACAGAAGACUGCAGUAGCCAAGUGUCUCAUAAGGAAGUUGUACAUAGUGAUGAAUAUAUGGAAACAAUUAACUUUGCUGAAUGUUUAGCACACAGCAUAGCAUGCGAUGUGAAAAGAAAAUUAAAAAUGCCAUCUCUUCGGCUACCAAAAUCAUUAACAGACUCUUGUCUGUACAAAAGAUCAAAGCUUGAGGAAAUGACAGAAGACAUCGUUAAAACAGCAUUUUCCACUUCUGUGCCACAUUUUGGUCAAAAAAAUAAACUGUACCACAGCACAGGAAACUUAACUGAUAAUGGCUGUAGUGAGGCUAUUGUUCAAGUUAUUGAAGAGUUUGCUAAACAAAUAGUUGAUGACACUUUAGAAAUGAGCUUUGAGUGUGUCCGUCUUCAGACUGUUGAUCAGAAAAAAGUGGGGCUGUUGACUGAUACAGAACGGCUGCUGGACCCAACACUGCAGCCAUCCUCCCUAGCCAGGAGGUUUGGAAACUGCAGGGUCAAGGAUCACCUAGUCUCUGCUAAAAUUUCACAUCCCUGUUUGGGAGCACAUGAGCUAUCUCAGAUUCAUCAAGUAGAAAAACAGGCCACCACUCCCAUGACAGAGAGCUGCUGUUAUAAAGCAAGAGCCAAAAGCCUUGAUAUACCUAAAAUUCAUAUUGAUGCAGAUCAACGAGCUGCCUUUGCUGAGGAGUUGGUUACUGUUGCUAUUGAAAAAGCUAAAAGAGAUCUUAGCAACACAAGCCUUGCCGGAGAUAGUGGAAUAGGACAAGAUGGUAUUAGCUUUGCUGAAUGCAUUACAGUAGAUAUAAUGAAGUCAGCCAUGACAAAUGCCAGCAAGACUGUUAAUAUCAGUGGUGUUUGUAAAGAUGGAUUCCGCUCAGGUGAAUCUGCAUUCAGCCAGCAACAGAGUCUCAGUGUUGGUGAUGACAGCACAGGUAGCUGGUCUAAUCUAAGUUUUGAAGAUGAACAUCCAGACGAAAGCAGCAGUUUUCUUCAUCUAAGUGACAGUAAUGGUAACAGCAGUAGCUGGAGCAGUCUUGGUUUAGAAGGAGAGGUCUAUGAGGAGAAUGUCUCUUUUCCACCAUCUGACAGUGAUGGAGCUGAAGAGAAGGAAGAACCACCAAAAGAUGAUGUGGAAGCUUUGGCACAAGGUAACAGAGUAUUUUUAAACAUCAUCAAUAUCGAUGUUGAACCUUAUGAUGUGGAUAUUCAGGUGAGAAUAGCACUGCAAUGGGUUGCUGCUUCACAGUUUGAGCUCUCUGGACUCCAUUUCAACCAGGCCUUUGAUAAAGAACUCUCGCUUUUUUCGAUGGCUGUUAAACAACUGAGAGAGAGGGAUUGGAAAGUGGGAGACCUGUUACAGGCUGUGCUGAAGUACUGCAGAUUAGUCGAACAUGCAUCAAGUGGAAGGAAAUGCCUGCACAAAUCGCUUUUCGAGUGGCUUCUCGAAGAUGCUUGAAAGUUCCCAAGGAGAUAUGUAAUUAACCGAUUUUCAAGGAAAAUGAAACAAAAAUGCUACCUACAACAGCCUGAGAAUAAGAGCUGUACAAGUUGUCUGCUUCUGUGCCUUUCAGAUCAUAGAUGUAGUGACUAAAUUUACCCAGAAGGAGUGGGUUGCUUUAAAACUGGCUGUUAUUGUGUAACAUAAACAUUUUUAAAAAUGUGGACUUUUUCAAGCAGAUCAAGAGUUAGCUGCAAGUGUGAUGUGACUCACAAGACAUAUAUAUGUAAAAAUACUAUCUGCAGUGGCAGCAUUUGCACACACACAAACAUUAAUGAAAAAUUUUAUCAUUUUCAAAGUGCACAAAAGAAGGAAGUUGGAUAUAUGUUCUGAAGCUGAAGGAAUAAACUCCUCGUAAUGUACUUAUAAGAAAGAUUGCGGGGAUCACAGUUACUGCUCAGACCUGAACUCCCUAGCCAUUUUAAGGUUAGGUGAAGUGCCAGCCAUAGCAUGUAUUUGCCCACAGAACCGCACUUAUAGCCCCAACUGAGGCAGUAGUACAACCUUUUCAGACUGAUAAUUUAAUGUAUUUGCAGAACAUUGAAGCUUGUAUUAUUAUUAUUGUUAUUAUUAUUAUUAUUUCUUGUAAUGUAUUAUUGUUAUUGCACUUAAAAGUAUUUUCCAAGUGGCAUCAUUUCAUUGAAAAUGAAAUUUUGCUGUAGACCUGUAUUUAUUUCAUACAUUUGCAGACAAUUCUAUACACUACUCUUUCAACUUGAAAACAUUAAAAGACAGUACAUUACAAUAGUACAUCCACUC